This is a messenger RNA of Tribolium madens (black flour beetle), 1347 nucleotides long. RefSeq names its product vacuolar protein sorting-associated protein 26C. The coding region runs from base 267 to 1175 and encodes 302 amino acids. Gene Ontology annotation, biological process: intracellular protein transport. Lineage: Eukaryota; Metazoa; Arthropoda; Insecta; Coleoptera; Tenebrionidae. The record is from RefSeq and is a predicted model, not a curated record. Gene Ontology annotation, cellular component: endosome. The transcript has 5 exons.
UGUCCGGAUUUGAAAACAUUCGUUAAUAAUUUGCAAUAAAAAAUUAAAAAACCAAAUUUUUUCUCGAGGUUUGGCAUAUAAUCGAUUAUUAUUUUUGCAAUAUAGCGACAUCUAUUAAAAAGUUGAUUUAAACAUACAAGAUUUUUUUGUAUUUAUGACCAAUUUGUUGCAUCAUAAUCCGCACCGCGAGAGUAUAGUAUUUUUUAGGUUAUGUUUUUAUACACAUUUCAGUUGAAAUCUCAUUUUCUCCACAAACAAGCGAAAAUAUGGCGAUAAACCUCGAUAUAAGACUGAAACGAGCCGAUAAAGUCUACCGCGAAGACGAGAACAUCACAGGGGUCAUAGCAUUAAGCAGCACCUCAGACUUGAAACACGAUGGAAUAACACUCACAGUUGAAGGCUGUGUAAAUUUGCAACUCAGCUCAAAAAAUGUGGGCAUUAUUGAUGCCUUCUACAACUCAGUCAAACCCAUACAACUCAUAGGAGUCACGUGUGAAGUGAGUGGUUCAGGUCGUCUUCCCGCAGGGGCAACAGAAAUCCCGUUCGAAAUCCCCCUGAAACCCAAACCUAAUCGCGUCCUGUAUGAAACCUAUCAUGGAGUUUAUAUCAACAUCAGCUAUGCAAUACGAUGCGACAUUCGACGUUCUUUUUUAUCGAAAGAUUUGCAAAAAAGCCAACAAUUUCUAGUGCAAUAUUGGUCAGGGCGGAAUCCCGGGCCCCCACCACAUAUCAAAGACAACAAGAAACCUGUGCAGUUUAAGUUGAGCCCCACUACUUUAGCAUCAGGGGGGCCAGGUGCCCCAGAUUUUUUACUAAAAGGCCAACUCAAUUCGAUUUGCUGCAGCAUAAAUCGACCUCUUACUGGUCAUUUAGUCAUGGAGAGGUGUGCAACCCCUGUGAGGUCAAUCGAGUUGCAGUUGGUCAGAGUGGAGACUUGUGGCUGUGCUGAGGGGUAUGCUAGGGAGGCGACAGAGAUACAAAAUAUUCAAAUUGGCGAUGGCGACAUUCCCACAAAUGUUGACAUUCCUAUCUAUAUGGUGUUUCCAAGACUGUUUACGUGUCCAACUUUGAUUACCCCCAAUUUUAAAAUAGAGUUUGAAAUCAAUUUAGUAAUCGUAUUCCACGACGACCAUUUAGUCACAAACAACUUCCCAUUGAUUUUAGUGAGAGAAUAGCAUACAAAAAUCAUUUUAUUCAUUAAUUAAUAGAAUACAAAAAAUAUAUGUACAUAAAAUUAGGAUUCAGCGACUGCAAGAGCCAAAUUCGAAACUAUAGAAUCUAAUUGUUUUUCUAUUGCCAAAAUAUGUCCUGUAUUACAAGUAUCACUAGCAAUAAAUGUUACAAUAA